This is a messenger RNA of Entamoeba invadens IP1, 1797 nucleotides long. RefSeq lists its product as hypothetical. The transcript has a single exon. The coding region runs from base 1 to 1797 and encodes 598 amino acids. The record is from RefSeq and is a predicted model, not a curated record. NCBI's taxonomy places the organism in Eukaryota, Evosea, Mastigamoebida, Endamoebidae.
AUGACUGAAAUUGAUGUGUAUUUGGCACUAAAGAAUGUACCAAACGUCAAUUCAUAUUUUGAAUCACUUAAUAAGUCUCUUGACGAACAUUUAAUUACGCCACAACCAACACUUCCAUUAGACUUGUCCACUUUAGACUUCGAAACAUCAAUUCAAAAAUUGAAUGAAUUUUUAACAUUAGAAGAAAUUUGUGAAGAGAAUUGUCUCACGUUUUCAAAGUCAAUUAAAAGAGUUUUAGCAGUACUUUCUGAUGUGACUUCUCUUUGUAAAUUGGUUAAAGCGAAAUGUGAAGAAGACGGUAAACACAUCGUUACAGCAAGAAAUACCGCAAUUCAAAUGGUUAUUGAAAAAGAGAAAUCACGAUGUGACAAAGAGCUUGCAACAAACACGUUAAGAAAAGCACAAAUCAAAGUUGAUUUUGAAGACAAAGUGAGUGAACUUACACAAAAAAUGAAAAAUUCCAUUUUUCCUUUAAAUUUUGAUUAUAUGAAUUUUUUUGAUAAAAUCGAACCACCAAAAAUUGUCGUCAAUCACAACAUAGUCGAAAAUUUAAUACCAACUGUAAUAACAGCAGAAAAUUCUUUAAAAGUCGAUCAACUUGAAAACCUUGAAAAUGACGUUCAACAACCAAAAUUGCUAAAGGUCUUUAAAUCAACACAAACAGAAGAUUGUAACACAAAAGUUAUAAAUUUGGAACACACAGAACACGUCACAAAAAAUACAAAUUUAUUCCCUUCAAAAAAUUUCAAUCAAAGUGAAACAAUCGACAAACAAAACGAUAUGAACAAGCAAAAAAAUACUCACGACAAUUUAUCGGAUAAAAACACGUUGAAAAAUAAAGACGAAGACAAACACGAAAAAAAGACUUUAGUAUUAAAAAAAGUGAACACCGACCCAAUAAAUAACGGAUUAAAAUUACAUAGUGAAUCCGACGAAAUUUCCGAUAUGUUGCAUGAAAACUUUUCUCAAUCCGUUCCCCAAACAACAAGUGACGCUUUUAAACCUUCCAACAAAGAAAACACCGAAAAAAUGAAAAAAUCCGAAUUUUCACUCACUGAGGAAGAUUUAAUCGACGACUUGGACUUUCUUCCUUCAAAUCCGUUUGUUCCCACCGAAGAUUCCAAAGACUCCAAAGAGAAAACUUUGUCGGAGAUUUCGAAAAAGCAUCCAGAAUCUUCUAAAAGUUCGAAAGAGUCGCGAGAAGACACCGAAGUGAUGGGCGGGCAAUUACCACGUGUGAAGGAUAAGAAGUGUUACAUCAGUCCGGGUGUGCUGACGAUGGAAGACAAAGCACAGAUCUUUGCGUGGAGUCGGCGAAGUGUGGGAAGAGUGUUAUUUGACUAUGCGAGCGAUCUUCCUAAAAGAACGCCAAAAGCGCUUGUGGAGAACUUGAAAGGUGUAAGGGGGUUUGUUAUAGUCAUUUACUCGCAAGACGCUAAUAACGUGUUUGGCGUCGUCGUGACUAAACCCGCUGAAAAACCGGGAUUUUUUGUGAGAGACGAAAAGUGCUGCAUUUUCUCAUUGAAGCGGGAAGGAAUCGUUAAAAGAAAAAAAUUUGAGAUUUUGAGUGACUGCGCAAACUUCGCAUUUCUUGUUGGGAAAGAGAGAAGCACUAAGUUCUUCGAUGUCGGAAAAGGAGAUAUCAAAAUUUGGAGAAAUAAAGAGGAGAAGUUGAUUUCGGCAAGUAAAAGGCGGUCAUUUGAAUAUGGAAAAGAAAGUAAGACAGUCACUGGAAAGAAUGAAUUGUAUGAAAUAGAAAUUCAGGGAUUCACUGUUUUUGAACUUGAAAAGGAGUGA